AUAGAAUUUACUAAUCUACUCCGAGACAUCUAAAUCACCUAGAAUCUAGAUCUAGAUCUAGAAUCUAGAUUCUAGAUCUAGAUUAGAUCUACUACUAACUCUAACUUGUACUAGGCCUAACUACUGAUAGUUGAUAUUGAUUAUUGAUACAAACAAUGAUAGUAAUAAAAUAGUCUUGAUUUGAUCAUUUGAUGUCAUCAACAAUGAGAUCAACCACAAUGAUGCGUGAAAAUAAAAAAUGGUUUACAGUAAGCUUGUCUUAAAAAAACCUUUAAAGCUUGGUGGAAAGCAAGGGGUACUGCCCAACUCUGUUUUGAUGAAAUUGAAAUCAGUGCUGACAAACAAAAAAGACUCUAUCAUGCAGCAAAUAAUUGCCUGUGGUGCUGAUUUGGUUCCGAGUCAACCUGUUGUCCAAGAUCUUAAUACAGUUUCAAAACAAUUGGAAGGAAAGGGUUUUGAGAGUUGUAAAACUACAUCAGAUUCAGAUGUACAAACGGAUGAAAGCCUUUUACAGAGCUCAGAAACCUCUUUAGACUCUAGCCAUGAUUCAGAGAAACUUCUAAAGAAAGAUGAAAAACAAACUGAUGGUCAAGCGAAAAAAAGAACAAGGCCAAAUUACUUUGUUGCAGUACAGAUAACAGACCCUGAGAUUUACAAAGUGGCCAAGAAAGUGCAGUCAGAUGUUGCAGAUAAUUCUAAAGCAGAUAUAACGAAGGCAAUAAUUGGAACAGAAAAAUUUCAUAUAACACUAAUGGUGAUGCACCUUAAGAAUCUGGAAGAUGUUCAAUUAGCUUCCCAGACCUUGGAUAAUUGUGUACUUGAAAUUCAUGAAAAAAUUGAAGGCCAGCAAGUGACUCUAGAUUUUGAAGGUCUAUCAGCAUUUAAUGGAGGGCGUGUUCUAUUUGCCACAUUAAAAUCUACACAAGGGCUGCAACAUUUACAUGUAAUAUCAGGUGAAGUGCAUAGGCUGAUGGGGGAGAGUGGAAUCUUAUCAACAGAUCAGCGAGCCUUCAAUCCCCACUUGACACUUAUCAAGUUUGAUGGGCACAAGGGUAAAAAAUAUGGUGUGUCAAAACUGAAACCUGAAAUGUAUGAGCCAUACUGCCAGCAAGUAUUUGGGUCCCAACAUGUUAGCAGCUUACAGCUGUGUAGGAUGAAUGCUAAGCGUGAAGAUGGCUAUUACUUCGUUGAUCAUGAGGCUCACUUCAUCAAACAGGCAGAUUGAGUUCACUGAACCUGUGACAACAGCACAGGUUGUUCAUGGUUACAAUCAGCCAUUGUAUGUAAACAACUACAACGCAUUCUACUAAGGUGAUGCUGGUUGUAUUAGCUGGUUAAGAAGGAAUUGAAUCCUGUAGAAUAGAAAUGCCCGGUUAAAAAUAGAUGUGCCUUAAUAUUGUGACCUGGUGACACACUAACCCAAGCCUAUAAACUUGUUUGGCCUUAAUGUUGUACAUUAAUACAAGUAUGUUCAACAAGUAUAAUUUUAUAUUACUACAAUGUUUGAAGAUUACAUAAGGGAGUGGUGAUUUUGAGAUUGAACAGGAGUAUUUUUUAACCCUUAAUACAUUUAUAAAAUAAAGGAAAAAAAAUCCAUGGGAACUCGCUUUACUACUGAUGACGUAGCAUGGUAAAUCAUGAUGGUACAAAUAUUGAUCAACUUUGGCUCCCCAAAAAUGUAUUUUAAAAAAUCAUUGUUUAAAUAGGCAGGAGGAGGUUUAAGAUAACACAUUUAACAGGGACACAAAUUUAGUUUACAUUAAAAUGUAAGCAGAUAUAUGUUCUCACUGGUCUGCACGGGUAUUGUAUUUUCAAUACAAAUAAAGCCCUGCAUCAGCUCCUGUCAAAGACAAGAAAGUAAAGGUUGUGACCUCUUGGUUACUACACAGCCAGUGUAAUGUUUAACAUAUAAAAAUUAAUGUUGUAUUAAAUGGCAGCUCAACUUUCAAAGCAAGGAAGUAUUUCUUUAAUCAUGAAUGGCCAGAUUUCUCUCAGCUUCAGUACUGUUGUCAAAGAGACUUAUAGUGAGCAUCUGCAUGCGAGUUUUACUUUUAAACAAGACUCCUAUGAUAGAAAAGAUACAAUCACUAAGUUUUUUAACCUCCUGCUACUGCUUCCCACAUUUUGAGAUUUUAGAAAAUGAUUGAAAAAAGGGAGAUUAGGUUGAUAACAUCAGGUAAUAAUUACAUUAAUUUAAAAACUUAAAUUACUUACGAGACAGUUAUUUAAGAAACGUUGAAUCUUUGUUGUUCUUUCAUUUGUAUGGCAUGUAUGUAUCCUUUUUGUAAAUUUUACUUUUUCUGUACAGUUCAGCAGUUCUUGUUUUCUUUGCUCUAACUACUUUUUAGUAGAGAUUUGUGAACAGAACCAAACCAUCUUUUUUUCAGGUGCCCAUCAUAAUUUAUGGACAAUGGUGUCAAUUGACUUAUUGUUGAUCACCUUUAUAUUAAACUGUAUCAGUAAACUGUUUAAAAACAAAAACAUAAGACAAUGCAGUCUUUGUAAUGUGUAUUUAAUCUCAACAAAUGAACACACUUCAGUAAAAACAAACAUACUAUACAUACAAUUCAUUCAUGACCUUUACAAAACAUACUUAACAAGAAUUAAACAACCAAUCUAUAACUGACAUAUCUUCCAGCUGUUUCACUAGGCCUGAUAAUUUUCACCACCUGUGAAGUCCAAAAAAUAUUAGAUAUGAUAAUAAUCUGAUAAACACAUUACAAUAUAUGUAUAUAUAUAUAUAGGUAUCAUGCCCAUGCCUGACUACAUCAUUAAACAAGCAUUUUGGUGUAGAGUGAGAGGUGCUUUUGUUAUAGGGAUAAGCUAAAUGGCUGUGAAUUGUACUACUGUGAAUAUUCUAAAAAUGUGUCCAAUUUGUUGUAAAUAACAAAAUAGUGUGUUUUUAUGCAUUAUUUUUAUUUUUUUUUAAUAAAGACUCAAGUUAAAUUGUAAAUCAAAGCAUGCUUAUGAUGUUAUGAUGCAUUUUUAAAUCUUGGCAUUGUUUUUUAAGUAUGUGGUUUUAUAAGGUUUUUAGAUGUUUAUUAAAAAUAAAAUUAAAAUUAAA
Molecule: messenger RNA, 3064 nt
Organism: Physella acuta
Lineage: Eukaryota; Metazoa; Mollusca; Gastropoda; Physidae
Product: A-kinase anchor protein 7
Cellular component (GO): cytosol
Molecular function (GO): protein kinase A regulatory subunit binding
Source: RefSeq, a predicted model, not a curated record